AUGAAUGUGCCAAAGACUAUCACUUACAAUAGUCUUGUCGAGCGUCGAACUGCAGCAUCAGCGGCUACAAGUCCUCUUGCCACAAAAGUGGAAGCUGAUUUGCAAAAGUUAGCAGACAAGUUCACUGCCUCAUUCCCUUUUCUGUCUAGUCAGUAUGAAAUAACAGUAUUGUACGGUGAUCUUGAUGAAGAUGUCGACCUGAGGAGGAAAAAAUGUAGUUGUAGAAUAUUUGAUUUGACAGGUCUUCCUUGUGAACACGCUCUAGCUGGUGCUCGAGAUCGUGGCAUUAGUCCAUAUACUUUAUGCUCCAGAUUCUACACAAUUGAAGCGUGGCUGUCAUCUUAUGGUGGAUUUGUAUAUACGCUGGGUAAUGAAGAAUCUUGGGUGAUACUAAAUGACAUAGGAAGUAUGAUGAUAGCUCCUCCUUUAGUGAAGCAAAAGGCUUGUCGUCCAAAGAAGAAACGACGUUUAUCAAAGGGUGAGAAGAAUAGCAAACAACAUAGAUGUAGUAGAUGUGGUGUCUUGGGCCACAAUCGAGUGACGUGCACCACUGUUUGUCCCCUGCCAUCUAGACAUGCUUAA
This is a messenger RNA of Humulus lupulus (European hop), 582 nucleotides long. RefSeq lists its product as uncharacterized. The transcript has a single exon. Bases 1 to 582 code for a protein of 193 amino acids. Gene Ontology annotation, molecular function: zinc ion binding. The record is from RefSeq and is a predicted model, not a curated record. Lineage: Eukaryota; Viridiplantae; Streptophyta; Magnoliopsida; Rosales; Cannabaceae.